Molecule: messenger RNA, 1500 nt
Organism: Dissoconium aciculare CBS 342.82
Lineage: Eukaryota; Fungi; Ascomycota; Dothideomycetes; Mycosphaerellales; Dissoconiaceae
Exons: 2
Coding region: 258-1229 (323 amino acids)
Biological process (GO): retrograde vesicle-mediated transport, Golgi to endoplasmic reticulum
Source: RefSeq, a predicted model, not a curated record
GCGUUCGUAAACGAUGGCUUAUUCGUUGUGUCUAUUGAUUGUGAAGCAGAAACUGUAUACGGAGGUUGACAAGCAUGGUGGUUCAUAUGCAUGCUGGCAUGUGAUUUGGCAACGGAGGAUGACCUCACAGCUGCGUGGGAAACGUUCAAUUAAGGUGCUCGUCUGAGCACAAGCUAUCCAACUGAACAUCCCGCACUUCGUGACUUUUCUCGGUAUUGGCCAGACUCGGGCCCACACCACUAGAUAUAUCUCAGAUCAUGGCUGAUGCUGCGACAACCUCCGGCGCUGAGGUGCCGGAAAAUGAGACCCCCAAUCAGAAGCAGGCGCGCCUGCGCCGCGAGAAAUUGCGGAAGAAAAUGGCCGACCAAGGCGAAGACCGGCUAGCGAAGAUCAAGGCAUUGAACGGCGGUGUUGCACCUCCCGAUGAGGUCUUAGGCGGCCCUGCUGCCAAGGUCGCAUCGGUGACAGAUGAUCCGGAGGAGGUCGACAUCAGUACACUGCGCACGAGUACCAACAGAUCCGCACCACCCGCCGGCAAUGAUUUCGCUUCAGCAAUGCGGCAGAUGCAGCAGCAACAGCAGGGCCCACAAGACUUUGGUCUUGGAGGUGCCUCUGACGACCCGAUGAUGAAGAUGAUGCAACAGAUGAUGGGUGGUCAGGGAUUUGGCGGCGAUGGCAGCGGUGCUGCUGGGGCGCCGGCAUUCCCACCAGCAUUGCAGGCAAUGUUGGGCGGAGCAGGAGCAGCUGGUGCAGGUGGGCAGAAGCAAGGGCAGCCAACAACGACAAACAGCUCAGCGUAUGUGUGGAAAUUGGUGCACGCCGUAUUUGCCUUCACUCUGGCCACAUACAUCGCACUCACGUCAACAUUCAACGGCACCAAGCUCGCUCGUAGCCAGAGCGUCUAUAGUGACGAAGCUGGCUUUGGGCUCGGUCCACGCCUAUUCAUCAUCUUCACAUCCGCCGAGCUCGUUCUCCAAAGUACUCGCUACUUUAUGGAACGCGGACAACUUCAGGGAGGCGGUAUGCUCGCGACUGUGGCCAACAGCGGAUUUCUCCCUGAGCCAUACGCCGGCUACGUCCGAAUUCUAGGCCGAUAUCUCACAAUUGCGCAGACAAUCUUCUCGGAUGGAAUGGUCAUUGUCUUUGUUUUCGGUUGCUUGGCUUGGUGGAAUAACUUGACCCUGACCACGGAAAAUAUCACGACUGAAGUCACUGCUCCAGUCGCGUAGUCAUACAAUGAAGUAUACAAAUAAUCUACACGCGUCCGCCAACCCAACGGCGCAACCAUGUACGCGAUCCCGUCGCUAUGCAUUUUCGUCUUGAAGUAUUCGCUUUGCAUCUCCUGAUAUGACCGCCUCAUAUUAUCAGUCCCCGCUACCAUCAUAGGUCUCCUCGUGCUUGCUCCAACAAUUCUCUGUCCCUCUUUUCUCUUGUCCGUACCUCCAAUGAUAAUUUGGCAUCCUCUGCACUCCUCUCUGCCUCUCUCUUCAACCUUGCGAG